Contarinia nasturtii (swede midge) is the source of this 2122-nucleotide messenger RNA. It is a transcript of the gene dgt1, whose product is annotated as KAT8 regulatory NSL complex subunit 2. Lineage: Eukaryota; Metazoa; Arthropoda; Insecta; Diptera; Cecidomyiidae. Gene Ontology annotation, cellular component: NSL complex. The transcript is spliced from 4 exons. The coding region runs from base 461 to 2038 and encodes 525 amino acids. The record is from RefSeq and is a predicted model, not a curated record.
AUUGUUUCACAAAGUGAUGGAUAAUUUCAUCAGUUUGUAAUUUGAGCUCUGCAUUGCUAUUAUUCGAAUUCGAAUCUUGAUUGCUAAUUUAACAUAGAAACAUUAAUUUCCAAAAUACUAUUGUUUACAAUUUAAAAGUAAAACAAUUUUGUGAACAGUGGCUUUGAAAUAAAUUUUAAAAACGUGCUCAGCGAAACUGUUUUUAUCAUUGAAUGGCCGCUCAUAUUAAUGUUGACGUAAUAGUGUUCAAUCGAUGUAUUCAAGCAAUGUAUUACAGAAGUACAAAUGCAUGACAUUUUAACGAAGUUGUUGUCGAUUAGAACAAACACCGUAUUUCAUUCAUUCAGUCAGUGAAUUGAAUUUUUUUUUGUUAGUAUAAUUAUUUUUAGUUUUGUGAUACGACGAUAAGAAAAAUAUAAUUUCUUUAUUCGAAGAGUAACGAGAAAAUUUGAAUGGAAACAUGUCAACCCAACCAACGAUUGUGACAAAAAAUUUGAACCGAAAUGGUGGUUUGAAAAUUCGUACGCCGCCAAAAAUUACGGCACAACAAGAAAAGGAUCUCCGAGAUCAGUUGCACGCUGAAAUUGCAAAUAAAACAAAAGCCUGUUCAAACAUUGCGUAUGAAUGUUCAUUGCCGCGAAUUGAUGGAUACGAAUACUGCAUACGGCACAUUCUUCAAGAUCCAACCGCUCCAUAUUUAAUGUGUACAUUUUUGUUGACCAAUGGUAAACGAUGUUUGCAACCAGCCCCAAAAUAUGAUCCAAAAAAAGAUGUUUUAACCAGCUACUGUUUUGAACACAGUAGACUAGCGCAGCUUACCAAAACACGAACCAGCAUCGGAAAAUUUAAAGCAGUCGAUACAAAUGAUACAAUUCUAAAUGAAUUGACGCAUCAUUUGAACCUAAGUAAAACCAAAAAUCUUAUUAACAAUGUGAAUUCAAGUAAUAUUACCGUUCGUAGUCCAUAUGAUGGAAACGAUGUCGAUCAACGUGACGAAAAACCAGUUAUUGACCCAUUUAUUGAUGUAAAUGCAGCCUCUAUAAAUACAAGCGGACGAAAAAUCUUAGACUACGCUUCAGAUAGUUCAUCUGAUUUGGAAUUACCAACAUUGAACAAUACAUGGCGUGGUCAAGAUUUGGAUAAUUCUGAUAAUGAAAGCGUUGACUCCCAAAAUGAAGAUUUUUUAAAGCAUGCCGAAGUUUAUACAACAGAAUUAGUUACCAAAAUAACAACAGAAAAAUUAAUGCGUUUACGAGCAUUGUACAUCGAUCAAUUGUAUCGACUAAAACAUUUACUGCGCGAGAAGCGCCGAAACUAUUUGCAUACACUUCGAACGGAGCGAGAAACCUUGUGUAGUAUUCACGAACAAACAAAAGAUACGAUCUCAGAACGUAAAAUUUAUGAAAAACUGAAGGCUUUGAAUAAAUAUCAAAGGCGAAAUGGUGUGGAAGCUAUUCUACAUAAGAAGUUUCUUGAAAAGAGACAAAAAAGCCGCGAUGGUGUUUUAGUACCUUCAAAACCAUCGUUUCACAUGCGUUGUGUUUUUACUGAGGGCGGUGUUAAAUGUGGUGACCGAAUAAUUCCAUCAAGUAAAUAUUGUCGAAAACAUAUUCUAGAAGACAAAAAACAAGUGCUUUUUCGAGCAUGUAACAUUGAAAAAGCUGGUGUGAUUUGUAAAGAGCCAAUGCCUGGUAUUUUUGAAGAUACAACGUGCACGUUACAUAUUCAACUGCCACCACAACGAAACUAUUCACAGAAGAAGUACGAAUCAGAUUCGGAUGAAGAAACAAUAUCGGAAUUCAAUUCAACUAAUAUAAAAAAGGAGGAUACCAAUGAAACAGAAAAAUCACAGAUGGACUCUUCUCAAGUGGUGUCAGCGAUUGAAUUCAAAAUCGAAGCAAAAGAGGAACCAAAAGAAAAUUCCAUACCAAAUGACGCCGAUAAAAAUGUCACCAUUUGCCAUGAUACAAGCGAACAUAAACCAGCCGAUAUUGAAAUUAAAACCGAAAUAACUGACGUUCAACCAAUGGAACAUUAAAUUAAUUUUUCAUUUUGUAUUCCUAUUUAGUGGUCAUAAGAAUCAAAACAUUAAAGAUUCGAUUGUUUUUUGAUUAAAAAAGAA